This is a messenger RNA of Thermochaetoides thermophila DSM 1495, 2358 nucleotides long. RefSeq lists its product as uncharacterized. Gene Ontology annotation, biological process: carbohydrate metabolic process. The coding region runs from base 1 to 2358 and encodes 785 amino acids. NCBI's taxonomy places the organism in Eukaryota, Fungi, Ascomycota, Sordariomycetes, Sordariales, Chaetomiaceae. The record is from RefSeq and is a predicted model, not a curated record. The transcript is spliced from 3 exons.
AUGCUCAAGGGUCGGUUUGAACAACAUCAAAGUGCCGAGCACUCGAGCCAGCCUGUGCAGCCCCCGGCCGAGGAGACCCCGCAGAACACGCUGCCGCCGCUGCGCAACCGCGCCGGCGAGAGCGAUAGUCCCUAUGUCAGAAGGCAUGCAGACACCCCUGUAGCCUGGCAGCUGCUCGAUGAGGCGACCAUCGAGCGCGCGAAGGAAGAGAACAAGCCUAUCUUUAUGCAUAUCGGCUUCCUGGCCGAUCACUUCUGCCACCUCACAACCCAAGACUCUUUCUCCAACCCUGCCGUCGCCGAGUUCCUCAACCAAUCCUUCAUCCCCAUCCUGAUUGACCGCGAGGAGCGCCCCGACCUGGACACCAUCUUCCAAAACUACAGCGAAGCCGUCAAUGCCACGGGCGGUUGGCCUCUCAACCUCUUCCUCACCCCGGACCUGUAUCCCAUCUUCGGUGGUACGUACUGGCCCGGCCCAGGCACCGAGCACAGCACGCUGGGAAGCGACCGCGCCAGCGAGAGCGCGAUUGCCGGCGAGCCGGGCGAGGACUCGUACGGCGAUUUCUUGGCUAUUGCGAAGAAGAUCCAUGGGUUCUGGGUCACGCAGGAGGAGCGAUGCCGUAGGGAAGCAUUCGAGAUGCUCCACAAGCUCCAGGACUUUGCACAGGAGGGGACGUUCAGCACACCCGUGGGGUCUGGGUCGGCUGCGUCGGCUGCCGCUGAUAAUAGCGACCUAGACCUGGAUCAGCUUGAUGAGGCGUUGACGAGGAUAGCCAAGAUGUUCGAUCCGGUGUAUCAUGGGUUUGGCACGCCCAAGUUCCCUAACCCUGCGCGCUUGUCGUUCUUGCUGCGGUUGGCUAAGUUCCCGACUGAAGUUUCGGACGUGAUUGGCGAGAGGGAGGUCGAGAAUGGUACUGCUAUGGCACUCAAGACGCUUCGGCGGAUUCGCGAUGGAGGUCUGCACGAUCAUCUUGGUGCCGGAUUCAUGCGGUUCAGUGUUACUAAGAAUUGGGGGCUGCCUCACUUUGAGAAGAUGGUCUGCGAGAAUGCCCUGCUGCUGGGGGUAUUCCUUGACGCAUGGCUGGGCUACACCGCUGGCCCGAAGGGCCCGUCCCUGCAGGACGAGUUUGCGGAUGUGGUGGUUGAGGUCGCUGAUUACCUCACCGGCCCUAUCAUCCGUACUCCGCAGGGAGGGUUCGUCACAUCCGAAGCAGCAGACUCAUACUACCGUCGUGGUGACAAGCACAUGCGCGAAGGGGCUUACUACCUGUGGACUCGCAGGGAGUUUGACCAGGUAGUCGGCGGUUCAGGCACUUCUAGCGAUGACCAUGCGUUGGCGGUCGCUGCGGCGUACUGGAACGUUCUGGAAGACGGGAACGUGCCGCAGGAGAAUGACCCGUUUGACGAAUUCAUCAAUCAGAAUGUUCUCUGCGUCAACAGGGACGUAGUAGAGCUAUCGAGACAGUUUGGCAUGCCACAAGCGGAGAUCAGGAGGGUUGUAGAUGAUGCACGGGCGAAGUUACGGGCGCAUCGGGAGAAGGAGCGUGUCAGGCCGGAGAGAGAUGAAAAAGUUGUUGUUUCCACGAAUGGCAUGGUCAUUUCGGCUCUGGCCAGGACAGCUGCUGCGCUUAAGGGGGUUGAUGACGAGCGCGCGGCGAGAUAUCUUAAGGCGGCUGAGCAGGCGGCGUCGUUUAUUAAAGAGAAACUCUGGGAUGAGAAGCAGACCGCAGGGAAUCCGUUGAGGAGGUUCUGGUAUCAGCGGCCGAGUGAUACGAAGGCGUUUGCGGAUGAUUAUGCCUUCUUGAUCGAGGGUCUGCUGGAUCUCUACACCACAACGCUCGAUAAGAAGUGGGCUGACUGGGCUAAGCAAUUACAAGAUGCCCAAAUCCGCCUCUUCUACGAUCCAAUCGUCCCCGCAACCACCGGUGCCCAGCCCUCCCCUCGCCAGGCCUACUCCGGCGGCUUCUACUCCAACGAACUCGCCGCCAUCUCCCCAACCAUCCUGCGCCUCAAGUCCGGUAUGGACAAGUCUCAGCCCUCGACCAAUGCCGUCGCCGCCGCCAACCUGUUCCGUUUGGGUGCACUGUUCGCCUCGAAAGAGUAUACCUCGCUCGCGCGAGAAACGGUCAAUGCAUUCGAGGCUGAGGUCCUGCAGUACCCGUGGCUGUUUGUCGGAUUGUUGGCGAGCGUUGUGAGUAUGCGCUUGGGGGUUAGGGUGGUUAAGGUUAAGGGGAAGGAGGAUGAGGCCAAGUUGAGGAGAGUUUGGAGGGCACCGAGGGCCGAGGCGUGUGUGGUUGUUGUUCAGGGGGUGGAUGGGGAGGAGUUGGCUGGGAAGGUGGAGGGGUUGAGGAUUGAGUGA